UAUAUCGUCUUAGGUUUUCACUGAAUUCCUAGAGCAGAGAAUAUGGCCAGAACUAAGCAGACCGCGCGUAAAUCCACCGGAGGAAAGGCUCCCAGGAAGCAGCUCGCCACCAAGGCUGCUCGUAAGAGCGCCCCGGCUACCGGCGGUGUUAAGAAGCCUCACCGUUACAGGCCCGGCACAGUGGCUCUCAGAGAGAUCCGUCGUUACCAGAAAUCCACCGAGCUGCUCAUCCGCAAGCUGCCCUUCCAGCGACUUGUCAGGGAGAUCGCCCAGGAUUUCAAGACCGACCUGCGCUUCCAGAGCUCUGCCGUCAUGGCUCUGCAGGAGGCCAGCGAGGCCUAUCUGGUGGGUCUGUUUGAGGACACCAACCUGUGCGCGAUUCACGCCAAGAGGGUCACCAUCAUGCCCAAAGACAUCCAGCUGGCCCGCCGCAUCCGCGGAGAGAGGGCUUAAGCCGACCUGAUACCGGACCCCAACACAACGGCUCUUUUAAGAGCCACCUACAUGAAACAAAGAGUCACACUUAAACUGAUUGCUUGGCUUGUUUUAUGCCUUAGGCCAUCUGAAAAUUACUGGUUGAAGUCACUCACUACGCACUACAUUUACUUCCACACUAUUCAUGAGUGUGCUCCUAGCUCCAGUCUCAAAUACGACCCGACCCCCGCCUAUGAAUGGGAAUUCACGAAGAUAAUGCUGUGCUGACCAUAUGUACCUCCUGUCCUUUCUGGAGGGCCCGUAGCUACGCUGUCGCUUUACCUGUGAGACUUUAUAUUUCAGGUUCACUUGCCUCUUUGACGCUUACACCAGAAACGAUCAUCUUUGCAUCAUAAUUAUCUUGAUUUAUGAAUACGGACUUAAUCAUGUUACAUGUCAUGUCAUGGCAACUUUUCUAUAUUUUACCCCAAUAGAUAUUCAUUUAUGCCUCUCUUUACUGCUGGCAGGGGCCAAAUUGGUUAAAAAUGGGGACACCUGGGAUAUUUCUUGGAUGAAACUGGGACUUUUUUUUUUUUUUUUUUUUUGAUAACUCUGCUGGGGAACACAGGGCUCAAAAUUGGGACUAUCCAGGGUUAAUAGGGACGUCUGCUCAACCUAGACACAACACAGUCGGUAAUAUUUGUCCCCUCAAUAAACUACUGAAUAUAUUUUACAAGGUCUGAG
This is a messenger RNA of Boleophthalmus pectinirostris (great blue-spotted mudskipper), 1158 nucleotides long. RefSeq names its product histone H3. Gene Ontology annotation, molecular function: structural constituent of chromatin; DNA binding; protein heterodimerization activity. The record is from RefSeq and is a predicted model, not a curated record. The coding region runs from base 43 to 453 and encodes 136 amino acids. The transcript has a single exon. Gene Ontology annotation, cellular component: nucleosome. Lineage: Eukaryota; Metazoa; Chordata; Actinopteri; Gobiiformes; Gobiidae.